Molecule: messenger RNA, 2202 nt
Organism: Xylaria bambusicola
Lineage: Eukaryota; Fungi; Ascomycota; Sordariomycetes; Xylariales; Xylariaceae
Product: P-loop containing nucleoside triphosphate hydrolase protein
Exons: 6
Coding region: 300-1841 (513 amino acids)
Molecular function (GO): ATP binding; ATP hydrolysis activity
Source: RefSeq, a predicted model, not a curated record
CAAAUAUAUAAAACCACAGCUGGGCAAUACUGUGACAUGCUGAAAGGAAACUCAAAGAUAAAGGUUUCUCUUCGGGAUCUUUCAUAAUCGAGUGUUUCUAUAUUCACUACGACGGCGCUACUUUUGGAACAGUAAACAAAACUUUCCAGAUUCGUCGAUUCGACGGCGAAAGGAACAUUACCACGUUGCCGGUCGUCCCACUCCAAUGCUACGCAAAUGAAAGUGAGAUUCGCCAGAGAUUGGUAGCACGAGGGAAGAAAUUUGUUGAACUUUCGAAUUCUGCGACCAGGGCCCACCGGAUGUACAACGGUCUAACGUUAGAUAAAAUCCCAGAACAAGUGGAGUCUGGAAUCGUCAUUGAUUUUGAACUUGCAUUUACACACAUGAAAGUCGAGAAACCGCUUUUCGGAAUCCGAGACAAAGUAGUUGUCGACGAUACAAACGAGUUGGAAGAUGUUCGAAGUUUCAGUUCUAUCUGUGAAAGGCCAGGCUGUUGUGGAAAUGACAUUACGUUCCAUGACUAUCAAGUUGAUGAGAUAGAGCGCGAUCAGUUCAUGAAAGCGCAUGAAUACCUCAUAGACGACAUAUGGGAAAGUUCCGAUCAGCUGAGCCUGGAACACAUAAUUCUCCUGCCCCCUUAUGUAUAUGGGUUUGUUCUCAGAUCGAGACGAUGGGCCACCUUUGAUAUUGAAUUUGUCAACGAAAUCCCGUACAGCGACGAGGGUUGGAAAAAUCUGGUAAUCAAAAAAUACAUGAAAGACAUUAUUAUUGCCCUUGUCCAAAAUCACGAGCGGCAGUGGGGUUCUCAGACAAUGGCUCAAGGUGCAUUGCCAUCAGUCGACCUGGUCCAGGGCAAGGGACAAGGCCUAACAAUCCUACUCCACGGCCCACCUGGCGUUGGCAAAACGAGCACCGCAGAAUGUGUGGCUGCACUUACCGGUCGCCCUCUACUCCCUAUUACAUGUGGCGAUCUUGGCCAUACAGCGGAAGCCGUGGAAGGUAAUCUCGAAAAUAGUUUUCGGCUCGCUCAUAAAUGGGGUUGUGUCUUAUUAUUCGACGAAGCUGAUGUCUUCAUAAGCCAACGCAAGGUUGAUGAUGUGCAGCGAAAUGCAAUCGUAUCGGUGUUUCUAAGAAGUCUCGAGUACUACAGGGGCAUCUUGUUUUUGACAACGAAUCGGGUUGGAAAGCUUGACCGCGCAUUCAAGUCACGCAUCCAUCUUAGCCUACUGUACAAAGGGCUUAAUAGAAAACGCACACUUCAAGUCUGGAAGAACAAUCUCGAAAGAGUAGAGAAGGAAUUUAAUACAAAAGGGGAGGGGAUAAUCUGCCGACAUAGAGAGAUCCUCGAGUUCGCCGAGGGGCAGUACAUGGAAAAAAAGGACUCGGACGACGGCCUCAGCACUUGGAACGGCAGACAAAUCCGCAAUGCCUUCCAGACGGCCAUCGCUAUUGCUAUGUAUGAUGCGAGUCAGGAACCCGGGAACGUGGUCCCUAUUCUUGAUGCAUCACAGUUUGAUAAAGUCGCACGAACCUCCAACGAGUUUGAGUAUUAUCUGGAUCAAGUAACCUCGUAUACUGAUGAUCAACUUGCUAGGGUGGAGAUGGAAAGAAACGACAGGUACACCUCAAUUAAGGCACGUACUGCUCUAAACCAGGGUGCAUUUGAUCUGAAAGAUGGGAAGAAGGUGUGGAAGAAAAGGAAGAAUGGCAGACGCAAUAGGUCGGAUAUUGAGUUUGAAGACUCUGAAGAGGAUUCAGAAGAUAGUCCGGAUAAAGAUUCCGGAGAUUCAAGCCACAGUUCUGAAGGUCAGUCAACAAAGAAGAAGCGCAGAGAGCGGUAGUGACCGGUAUGUAUUGUAAUGUGCUUUCUAAUAUGAGAUACGAGGAAUGAAUGAUUACAAUUGAGAAGGGGAUUAAUAAGAUUCUAAUUAAUCUUGUGUUAGUGUCUUUACAUGACCGGGCGAACUCACCAUGGCGAUGAAACUAGGUAACUUAUCAUGAUGCUCACCAUUUUCAUCCCAAUGAUGCGACCGCGCGACCAGUGAUGGAGGGCUGCGUUUCAGACACCUAGAGGAUGAUAGGGAACCGCCGAAUACGUCUUCUACGACGAGACUUGGAGCUUUGAGAUAGUCAAUUGAAUGAUAAUAUGAGCACCUCCAAGAUGCAUAGGAACAAUAUACCCAUUUGAACCGUCUGGAUGGU